AUGCCGCGCGCUCCCCGCUGCCGAGCCGUGCGCUCCCUGCUGCGCAGCCGCUACCGCGAGGUGCUGCCGCUGGCCACGUUCGUGCAGCGCCUGGGGCCCGAGGGCUGGCGACUGGUGCAGCGCGGGGACCCGGCGGCUUUCCGCGCGCUGGUGGCCCAGUGCCUGGUGUGCGUGCCCUGGGACGCACGGCCGCCCCCCGCCGCCCCCUCCUUCCGCCAGGUGUCCUGCCUAAAGGAGCUGGUAGCCCGGGUGCUGCAGAGGCUGUGCGAGCGCGGCGCGAGGAACGUGCUGGCCUUCGGCUUUGCGCUGCUGGACGGGGCCCGCGGCGGUCCCCCGGAGGCCUUCACCACCAGCGUGCGCAGCUACCUGCCCAACACGGUGACCGACGCACUGCGCGGGAGCGGGGCGUGGGGGCUGCUGCUGCGCCGCGUGGGCGACGACGUGCUGGUUCACCUGCUGGCACGCUGUGCGCUCUUUGUGCUGGUGGCUCCCAGCUGCGCCUACCAGGUGUGCGGGCCGCCGCUGUACGAGCUCGGCGCUGCCACUCAGGGCCGGCCCGCGCCACACGCGAGUGGAACCCGAAGGGGUCUGGGCUGCGAACUGGCCUGGAACCGUAGCGUCAGGGAGGCCGGGGUCCCCAUGGGCCUGCCAGCCCCGGGUGCGAGGAGGCGCCGGGGUAGUGCCAACCGAAGUCUGCCGUUGCCCAAGAGGCCCAGGCGUGGGGCUGCCCCUGAGCCGGAGCGGACGCCCGUUGGGCAGGGGUCCUGGGCCCACCCGGACAGGACGCGUGGACCGAGUGACCGUGGUUUCUGUGUGGUGUCACCUGCCAGACCUGCCGAAGAAGCCACCUCUUUGGAGGGUGCGCUCUCUGGCACACGCCACUCCCACCCAUCCGUGGGCCGCCAGCACCACGCGGGCCCCCCAUCCACAUCGCGGCCACCAAGUCCCUGGGACACGCGUUGUCCCCUGGUGUACGCCGAGACCAAGCACUUCCUCUACUCCUCAGGCGACAAGGAGCAGCUGCGGCCCUCCUUCCUACUCAACUCCCUGCGGCCCAGCCUGACUGGCGCCCGGAGGCUCGUGGAGACCAUCUUUCUGGGUUCCAGGCCCUGGAUGCCAGGGACUCCCCGCAGGCCGCCCCGCCUGCCCCAGCGCUACUGGCAAAUGCGGCCCCUGUUUCUGGAGCUGCUUGGGAACCACGCGCAGUGCCCCUACGGGGCGCUCCUCAAGACGCACUGCCCGCUGCGGGCUGCGGUCACCCCAGCAGCCGGUGUCUGUGCUCGGGAGAAGCCCCAGGGCUCAGUGGCGGCCCCCGAGGAGGAGGACACAGACCGCCGUCGCCUGGUGCAGCUGCUUCGCCAGCACAGCAGCCCCUGGCAGGUGUACGGCUUCGUGCGGGCCUGCCUGCGCCGGCUGGUGCCCCCCGGCCUCUGGGGCUCCAGGCACAACCAACGCCGCUUCCUCAGGAACACCAAGAAGUUCAUCUCUCUGGGGAAGCAUGCCAAGCUCUCCCUGCGGGAGCUGACGUGGAAGAUGAGCGUGCGGGACUGUGCUUGGCUGCGCAGGAGCCCAGGAGUUGGCUGUGUGCCGGCCGCGAGGGCACCGUUGCGGGAGGAGAUCCUGGCCAGUUCCUGCCAUGGCUUGAUGGCUUUCAAUGUGGUCGAAGUCUGCUCAGGUCUUUUUUUUUAUGUCACGGAGAACACGUUUCAAGGAACCAGGCUCCUUUUUUCUUACCGAAGGGUCUGGGCACGGCUCAGGGCUCUCUGUUGCAGACAGCACUUGAAGAGGGUGCAGCUGCGGGAGCUGUCGGAAGCAGAGGCCAGGCAGCAUCGGGAAGCCAGGCCCACCCUGCUGGCAUCCAGACUCCGCUUCCUCCCCAAGCCUGACGGGCUCCGGCCGAUCGUGAACAUGGACUACGUCGUGGGAGCCAGAACGUUCCGCAGAGAAAAGAGGGCCGAGCGUCUCGCCUCGAGGGUGAAGGCACUGUUCAGUGUGCUCAACUACGAGCGGGCACGGCGCCCCGGCCUCCUGGGUGCCUCUGUGCUGGGCCUGGAUGAUAUCCACAGGGCCUGGCGCAACUUUGUGCUGCGUGUGCGGGCCCAGGACCCGCCACCCAAGCUAUACUUCGUCAAGGUGGAUGUGAUGGGCGCGUACGACACCAUCCCCCAGGACAGGCUCAUGGAGGUCAUCGCCAGCAUCAUCAAGCCCCAGAACACAUAUUGCGUGCGCCGGUAUGCUGUGGUCCGGAAGGCCGCCCACGGGCACGUCCGCAAGACCUUCAAGAGCCACGUCUCUACCUUAACGGACCUCCAGCCGUACAUGCGACAGUUCGUGGCUCACCUGCAGGAGACCAGCCCGCUGAGAGAUGCCGUCGUCAUUGAGCAGAGUUCCUCCCUGAACGAGACCAGCAGUGGCCUCUUCGACGUCUUCCUACGCUUCGUGUGCCACCACGCCGUGCGCAUCGGGGGCAAGUCCUACAUCCAGUGCCAGGGGAUCCCGCAGGGCUCCAUCCUGUCCACGCUGCUCUGCAGCCUGUGCUACGGCGACAUGGAGAACAAGCUGUUUGCAGGGAUGCGGCGGGACGGGCUGCUCCUGCGUUUGGUGGAUGAUUUCUUGUUGGUGACACCUCACCUCACCCACGCGAAAGCCUUCCUCAGGACCCUGGUCCGAGGUGUCCCUGAGUACGGCUGCGUGGUGAACUUGCGGAAGACAGUGGUGAACUUCCCUGUGGAAGACGAGGCCCUGGGUGGCGCAGCUUUUGUCCAGCUGCCGGCGCAUGGCCUGUUCCCCUGGUGCGGACUGCUGCUGGACACCCGGACCCUGGAGGUGCAGAGCGACUACUCCAGCUACGCCCGGACCUCCAUCAGAGCCAGUCUCACCUUCAACCGCGGCUUCAAGGCCGGGAGGAACAUGCGUCGCAAACUCUUUGGGGUCUUGCGGCUGAAGUGUCACAGCCUGUUUCUGGAUUUGCAGGUGAGCAGGCUGACGGUCAGCACAGAGUUCAGAGUUCGGGGGGCAUGUGUGUUACUGUGUGCACGCAUGUUCCACGCAUGUGUGCUGCAGCUCCCAUUUCAUCAGCAAGUCUGGAAGAACCCCGCGUUUUUCCUGCGUGUCAUCUCUGACACGGCCUCCCUCUGCUACUCCAUCCUGAAAGCCAAGAACGCAGGGAUGUCGCUGGGGGCCAAGGGCGCCGCCGGCCCUCUGCCUUCUGAGGCCGUGCAGUGGCUGUGCCACCAAGCCUUCCUGCUCAAGCUGACUCAACACCGCGUCACCUACGUGCCACUCCUGGGGUCACUCAGGACAGCCCAGACGCAGCUGAGUCGGAAGCUCCCGGGGACAACGCUGGCUGCCCUGGAGGCCGCAGCCAACCCGGCACUGCCCUCAGACUUCAAGACCAUCCUGGACUGAUGGCCA
Cercocebus atys (sooty mangabey) is the source of this 3414-nucleotide messenger RNA. It is a transcript of the gene TERT, whose product is annotated as telomerase reverse transcriptase. Gene Ontology annotation, biological process: telomere maintenance via telomerase. The record is from RefSeq and is a predicted model, not a curated record. Gene Ontology annotation, molecular function: telomeric repeat DNA binding; telomerase RNA binding. Gene Ontology annotation, cellular component: telomerase catalytic core complex. Lineage: Eukaryota; Metazoa; Chordata; Mammalia; Primates; Cercopithecidae.